AUGGCAUGGGGAAUGGAUGUGAUUGGACCGAUAGAACAAAAAGCAUCGAAUGGUCAGAGGUUCAUCUUUGUAGCUAUUGAUUAUUUUACAAAGUGGGUGGAAGCAGUAACUUUCAAGUUAGUGACGAAGAAGGUCAUGGUGGAUUUCAUCCAUUUCAACCUCAUCUUUCGGUUUGUCCGUACGUCAGUGGGCGCUACCCCAUAUUCACUGGUAUACGGGACUGAGGCAGUUAUACCUGCAGAGAUUGAAAUCCCAUCUUUACGAAUGGUUGUGGAGGCUGAAAUUCAUGAUGAUGAGUGGAUCAAAACUCGGUUAGAGCAAUUAAGUUUGAUUGAUGAGAAGCGUCUUACAUCAGUAUGUCAUGGACAAUUAUAUCAGAAAAGAAUGCCACGAGCAUAUAACAAUAAGGUGCGUCCCGGACAUUUUGAAGAGGGUCAAUUAGUGUUGAGACGCAUUUGUCCACAUCAUGCUGAAACCAAAAGCAAAUUUUCUCCAAAUUGGAGAGGAUCAUUUGUUGUUAAAAGGGUAUUACCCAAUGGUGCUCUUUACUUAGAAGAUAUAGAAGGCAAAGUGACAAAAACGGUCAUCAAUACUGAUGCUGUGAAAAGAUAUCACAUAUGA
Messenger RNA from Solanum lycopersicum (tomato), 621 nucleotides. Lineage: Eukaryota; Viridiplantae; Streptophyta; Magnoliopsida; Solanales; Solanaceae. The record is from RefSeq and is a predicted model, not a curated record.